AUGUCUAUAGAAAAUUCUGAAAAUCAAAACAUUAUUAAUGAAAAAGUAGCAAUUAGUGCAUCUAUAAAAACUCAUAAAUUAACUGAAAAAUCUAGUUUAGGUUUAACUGAAGAAGAUAAUGUAAAAAAUAUUAAUACUAUUGAUGCCAAAUUAGAAGAAUUAUGCCUAUAUUAUAGUAGACUUAAUGUGAUAUAUGAUAAAAGACAAAAUGUUCAACCUGCUUUUCUUGAAAAUUUCAAAUUAAAUAAUAAGGAUGAGUCAAAUAAUCAAGAUAAAACUGAAAGAGAAAAUAAUAUUCAAAAUUAA
Molecule: messenger RNA, 306 nt
Organism: Cetraspora pellucida
Lineage: Eukaryota; Fungi; Glomeromycota; Glomeromycetes; Diversisporales; Gigasporaceae
Source: the annotation of a GenBank genome assembly